AUGGCGUCCAAAAACAGCGCUUCGACCUCGGGUGCACCAACUUCAUCAUCGGCCGCGGCAACCAGCACCAGUGGGGCCGGCAGCGACUUGCACCAAACCAUCCAACUCCCGGGACUUUCCCUCCAGUACUCGGCCGCUCUCAAGGGCUACGUACUGACCCAAAACAAUGGUGUUCCGGCCACAAGCAGCGAGGAGGGCGCCGCGAUCAACCCCGCCGAUCUGGCUCAAUUCUUGAGCUUUGGUGGGGCUGCAGCUCCCUCGAUGCCACAGGCCUCCAUGGCUUUGUCCAACGCUGGUCUCGGCAACUUGGGUGGCAAUAUGCUUCCAAGCCCUCUGAUGGCAGCCGGGUCCUUUGGCGCCCACCUCGGAAAUGCCCAGGCAGAUCUGGCCUCGCAACAGCGCCACGCCUUUCGCAUGUCGCAACAUGGUCUCGGAAGCCUCGGCCAGGCCUCACCGCUCCUGCGCCCCAUGAACGGCGGGCUCCAGCUUUUUGUCAACCCCGCCAUGCCCGGCCAAAGCACGAUGGAUGCUCUCAUGGACCAGGCCGGCGCCGGCGGCAUGGGCAUGAACGAAGCGCUCAAGCAGAGCCAAGAUCGCGGCUCAUCCCGGCGAGUUGAAGUUGAGGCCAGCGGCGGAGAGGAAAUGAUGCCUCGCAUCGCCUUCAAGGCAGCUGUCCAGCGUCUGCAGGGUGAAAAGAAGCUGGUAGCCGUGACUCUGACCUACUCGGAACAAAGCUGCUUUGCCUACAAUCAAGGUGGCGUGACGCGAGCGCGAAGCGGCGGCAGCCGGACUAAAUCGGCACCCAAAUACGUCAAGAUCCCUCAGAUUCGCUGUGAUCGCGUGCCUGCCUCAGUGGCAACUUUGCGUGUGGAACUAGUCGUGCUCAAGUACCUGGAUCGCGCACAGACCAAGGGUCAACACCCCGAACCCGACCGUCAACCCGUGUUGUACGCCAUCACACCCAUGCAAACAACGCUCGAGAAGAGACGUUGGGUUUUGGGCCACGACGAUCAUCUGGGCGCAUCCAAGUGUGCCUGGCGCUUUACCUUCCUAGACAGCCGCGAACAGAUUGUUGACGUGUUCACCACCCCUGGCUUUCUUCUCAACUGCAACCGUACACAACAACGCUAUACGGCUGCCAUGCAGGCGGCCCAGCGCUACAUCAUGGAGCAUCAGCCCCUACAGCAGGACUACUUUCUGCGUGAAGAUGCCUCCCGCUUACUGUCACUUUACAAGAAGACGGAAGAUGAUACCUACUAUAUUUUUAACGAUGCGCUGGUUGACCUCAAGCGCCGCAUCUCUUUGGUCAAGCUGGAGGAACUCCUCUACGUGCUGCCACGCAAGCGUCCUGGCGCCAAGCGCCGCAAGCCCGUUAAUUCAACCCCCGACGACGUGGCUCACCGCUCCCUCAACACCCUUCCCCUGCUGCCUGAAGGCACCACCCCCAAGCGAUCUCGCGCCUCAGAUCGUUCGCGCCAUGGAGCCCAGGCCAUGACACCGGAAGAUGCAUCGGCCGUCUCCCGCUUGCUGAACUUGCGCCAGGUUGAGGAGCGUGGACAACGGCCUGAUCCACUCAAGCCGCUCAACCCCAAUGCAGCUUCGAGCGCCAGUGGCACGACACUUGGCACCUCUCCGCUCAAACCGCCGGAAGCACGGCCCAACCCACUGCGCCCGGUGCGCCAGCGCUUGAACAUGGAUCCACACGGGAUGGAGCACAACUCGCCUCUGGUCCCACCGCGCGCCUGGGAAGGCAAUGCCGCGAUGGGGACGGACAACCCAAUGGGACGUCGGGAGCACAUGCGCGAUGCUGAAGUUGGCGAGCUGCUGCUCAAUUUGCACAACAAUGGAACGCCCACCCGCAAGCACCCAACCACCGGCUUUCCCGACCCAGAGCCCGCCCUGGGUGGUCCGCCGAGCAAAAGUCAGACGACACCGGAACAUGACCAUGAACGACCCAUCACCUUACCCUCGGCCUCAACUACCGCGGCUACGUCCGCGUCUCGAAGUGAGCCGGCCGAUGCUAAGGCCGGCUCUCGACCAGGGUCGGCCGAUGCGACACCACCCUUGAAGCGAGGCCCCGUACCCCAUAAAGCAUGA
This is a messenger RNA of Monosiga brevicollis MX1, 2097 nucleotides long. RefSeq lists its product as uncharacterized. The coding region runs from base 1 to 2097 and encodes 698 amino acids. The transcript is spliced from 4 exons. The record is from RefSeq and is a predicted model, not a curated record. NCBI's taxonomy places the organism in Eukaryota, Choanoflagellata, Craspedida, Salpingoecidae.